CCCUGCCACCUCGGACGUGUCGCCUAGUCUCUGGGAGCUCCCAGCACCCUCAUGCAUACACUGAGAACGCUGUGAGGCGGGCGGGGGAAGCGCAGGCACAGACCGGCGCCCAGAAGGCUCCCCCGGGGCAGCUCCCUCCUCUCGGCGCCGGGGAUCGUCCUCCCCUCCGGUGCCCCCGCCCGGCGCUCGCGCUCUGGCGCCCGCGCUCCCCGGCGCCCUCCCGCCGCUCUCCACUCCCACCGCCCCUCCGCCCUCCUCCCUUCUCUGUCUCUCUCCUCCUCCACAUCCUCUCCCGCCGCGCUCGGUCCGCGUACCUGGUGGCCCUUCUCGGUCCUCAGGGACUCUAGGUCUCCAGCCGCUGCGUCUCCGAGCCUCUCGCCGCGUCUCUCUCUGUCUCGCUGCUUCUCCCUGCUUUUCUCUCCCUCCGACUCUGUCUUUCUCUGGCUCAGUUUUGUCUCUGUCCGUUCCUCGCUUGCCCAGCCGUCUGGUGGCCCGAGGUGGCGACGGGCCCGGCGCGGGGCGCGAUGAGCGGCGCUUGCACGAGCUACGUGAGCGCAGAGCAGGAGGUGGUGCGCGGAUUCAGCUGCCCGCGGCCGGGGGGCGAGGCGGCCGCCGUCUUCUGCUGCGGCUUCCGCGACCACAAGUACUGCUGCGACGACCCGCACAGCUUCUUCCCCUACGAGCACAGCUACAUGUGGUGGCUCAGCAUUGGUGCCCUUGUGGGCCUGUCCAUAGCAGCCGUGGUUCUCCUGGCCUUCAUUGUCACUGCCUGUGUGCUUUGUUACCUGUUCAUCAGCUCUAAGCCCCACACGAAGUUGGACCCAGGCUUACACCUCCAGCCUCCAGACCCCAAGGAAGAAGCGCCCCCUGGCUGCCAAGGUGGAAACGCAGGCAAUUCAAUGGAGGUGCCAGGAGUCAGCAUUCUCCGACAGAAUCACCCCUUCCUGAACCCACGACUAGAAUACAAUGAAGAGCAGGCCGUGGACCCCAAACGCCUGCUCCAGCACUGCUUCAUGGCCACAGUGACUGCCAGUGACAUCCCAGGCAGCCCUCAGGAGGCUCCUGUCCCAAAUCUAGACCCAUGUGGACCAACGCCAUAAACAUCCAAUAAAUGUCUCUACA
Mustela erminea (ermine) is the source of this 1122-nucleotide messenger RNA. RefSeq names its product shisa like 2A (gene SHISAL2A). The transcript has 3 exons. Bases 525 to 1100 code for a protein of 191 amino acids. Lineage: Eukaryota; Metazoa; Chordata; Mammalia; Carnivora; Mustelidae. The record is from RefSeq and is a predicted model, not a curated record.